Thunnus maccoyii (southern bluefin tuna) is the source of this 3771-nucleotide messenger RNA. RefSeq names its product ligand dependent nuclear receptor interacting factor 1 (gene lrif1). The transcript is spliced from 3 exons. The record is from RefSeq and is a predicted model, not a curated record. Gene Ontology annotation, molecular function: nuclear retinoic acid receptor binding. Bases 325 to 3024 code for a protein of 899 amino acids. NCBI's taxonomy places the organism in Eukaryota, Metazoa, Chordata, Actinopteri, Scombriformes, Scombridae. Gene Ontology annotation, biological process: regulation of DNA-templated transcription.
GAAGUUUGAUGUAACAAAUGCUGUACAGAAACGGAAGCCGAGAGGUGAAGGAAACUGUGGGAAGAUGUAAGGAGUUAAACAUGACAUUUGUGCGAAUAAAACGGCGGUGUAUUUGGUCUGUGAUUAUGGCGAGGCUAUAGGCAGCCUCCGUUUCUACUCCGAGGACGGAAGGAACGACGAAAAUAACAAAGCAUGCUUUAACUACACCAAUCCUUUCAUGGCCAUGGCUUACAUGUAAAGCUCGAUCCAGGAAUUAUCCUGUCUCACCGACGCCACACGACCAGCUGGAAUAUUACAAACUAGGUUACACAUGUGUAAUGCGUCAUGUACCCUGCAAGGAAAGAAGCGGACGCAGCUCAUAGUGGGACUGGUGUGUUCUACCAAGCAAUGCCUGCGGUUGGAGCUGAUGGAAAGAACAUCAUGAAAUUGAUUCCAGUACAAAUGGUCGACGGGAAGUUUGUCCAAACUCAAAUAAGCAAACCCAAAACAGAUCCCAAACCACGGAAAGCUAUGACCAUAAAGGUCGCCUCUGCACCUGUUCACAUGGGAAAAACUGCAGCUUUGAGUUAUUCAGCCACCCAACAAAUUGUCAGGGAGCAGGUUUCCAUCAUGAAGGCCUUGCCUAAUCAAGUAGGUGUAACAGAACAAUGUUCGGACCUUGGUAACUCAUUGAAUAAGUAUCCACUACAACAGACUCUAAACUUCAUGGCAGAAAAACCUUUGAUGGCAACACUUGCCACAAACUGUGGGAAGUCAGUAAGACUCCCAGUCACUGUAAAAUCCCCAGCACUCCCAAGAGGACAGUACCUUCAGAUUCCCUCUAAUGCACAAGUCCGAACAGUCCCAGUGUCCGAACUCCCCCCAGGUAUCAAGAAACAGAUUUUUACUUCAUCAACCAGCUCCUCUUCGAGUUCAGGCUUACCCAGUGUGGUCUAUGUGUCACCUGUGACAACUGUUAAUCAAAGCACCACUCCACCAAGCAAUUCAGCACCCGAGAUACUUUCAAAGACAUCAGAUAUGACUUCACCUUCAUCAGGAGGAUCCAAACCACAUUUGAAAUUAAUUCCAAAGGUUUCACAAAGGCCCAAUAGCCCCAUGAAGUGGGUGAUCGAGGAAGAAGACGGUUUUAGAGCGUCAACUCUUGACCCUCUUAUUUCUCCUUCCGUUACUUCACAGAUUCUUCGAGCUGUUGCAGAGAGAGAAGUCGCCAACAAGCAUUGCGAAAUCAUGACAAAAGAGACGCCUGAUUCUUCAUCAAGUCUGGCCAAAAGUGAAAAAGGACAUGAAAACGCCUUGGUCAUGUGCAAUGGGAAGGUGUUUUUUGUGGCCAAAAAAUGUAGCCAACCUUUUAAAUUAAAGAGGAGGGAAGCCGAUCCACCCACAGCAGCAGCAAAAAGUUACAAAGUCAAGAAAACCAGCACACCGCCAUCCCAAAAUGUACUCAGGCAAGACUCCAGGAUUAUUAUUCCUGAUGAAUCAGAUGAAGUGAUUGACCUUUGCAAUGAUGAUUGUCCAGAUGACUUGUCUCAACAAGCAGCAUCAGGUUGUAUGUCGACCGUGACUCAUCUGGAUGAAGACAAUGUAAUAUUUGUAUCAUAUAUUCCACCCAAAUCUGAGUCUGGGUCAACACAAGACCUGAUACAAAAAGCACUUGAGAAGGAAACUGACCAGACAGGCACAAGGGGCUUGCAUAGUGUGAUGGAACAAAAGAGCCUGGAUGGUGCAACUAGUUCAGUCAGUGAAACCUUGAUUGGAAAUAGUACUCUCGGGGAUCAUCUAGCAAGCGAUGGCAGAGGAAAACCUGGACAGAGCACGUUAGUCAGAAAAGUCAAAAAUGUAACGCAUGUCUGUGGUGCAGCAGUGAUGAACACAAAUAAUAAUAAUAGGGCCUCAAACACAAAUAGUCAGCAGAGCAACUCCACCCAACAGUUGGAGAGCAUGGAAGUAGAUCUAGAAACAGUGAGUUCAGCAGAUCCCAGCACUUCUGAGAGCAGCAGUGGAAUAUGCUCUCAAAUAGCGGACACCUCCAAAAUGAAGAGCUCUACAGAUGGGACAUUGUCACUGGCACCAAAACCCUUUCACAUGGCAGACCACCUGCUGAGGCAGAUAUUUGGAAUUACGUCCGUUGUGAAAAUUUGCCUGCAGAGGAUUGAUGAAGCAUCAACUGGGGCUGUACCUGAAGAGGCUCUACAGAACGAGUCAGUGACUAAACAGUCAGUGGAAGACGUUCAGGAAACAAAUGGAUUAAAAGAGAAGGAGCUCUUUUUACAGGACUUUUAUGAUCCACAAGAAACUGAAAGCAACAGCAGUCUUAUCAGUGUGAAAAGAGUGAACCUACUGACUGAACAGAAACUGUCAGGAGACCUUGUCACUCCAGGCCCUCACACAGAUAUCAGACCGAUCAAAUGUUCUCUUUUCAAGCAAAUGACAAAAGCUCCCAUUACUUUGAAGAGUAAGUAUUCCUCAGGUCAAAGUUCAGACAAGGGAAUAUUGCGUGAUAUUGAAACUGAGCCAGUGAUUGACUACGUGGAACCAAUAGAUGAUGAUCUCCCCAACACAGAAGGACAUGACAUCCUCAAGUCACAGGACUCAUCUGCCCAUUCACAGACUCAAACUUGUGUUAAUCCGAAUACAAACACAAGGAGAAUGGGUAGGGCGAGGAAACGCACAAUGUGUCCAUGUUGCAUCCCUGGUGCUCUGGAUCCUGCAGUGAAGUCCAGCGCCAGGUUAGAAGAACCAGAGAUGCGGGCCUGGAUGACAGAGCCAUCAAGUAAAAAAGGAAGAGGAACGCAGACUAAGGCUCGGAGAAAAGACAGGAAAUCACCCAGAAGGAUCAACUGCGUCACGGCCAAGAACAAACAGAGAUGUAAGGCUCACAAGGUUCCAGCCAGUGAGAUUUUAUCUGCGACGUCCAUGGACUCUGAUGAACUAAAACAACACAAACAAAUCAAUAGACUCAAAGAGCUUCUGAAAGAGAAAGAGGCUUCUUUAGAAAUGAUGACAAACAGCAUGAUUUCAGACUAAAAAGUCUAAUGGUCUAACAGUUGUGAUAUUGUUGGAUUCAUUUUUCAUAUAUAGUCUGCUAUUACUAAUUAUUUUUGUUGGAAUUAACAAGGACUAACACAAAUACUGGAUUUUAGAUUAAUACAUACUGAUCCCGAGGUCAAGACUUCUUAGAGUGUCUACUUUAGUUCAAAAGGUGAAGAAAAUAUGAGAUUUGAGUGAGUUUAUUGACUGCCUGGAGGGCUUAAACUUCACUUGGCAGGCCAGAGAUAAAAUAGACUGAACCUAACAAGCAUAUUGAUAAAUGUGUGACAGGAUCUCUUCUCUUGAGUUAGACUGAGAGAAGUGACUAAAUACAUCAGAAAAUGUGGAUUAAUACAAAUGAGUCACCAACAAGCAUUUUAUAUUUUAGCCUAACAUCCGUAUAUGUUUUAUUUUGAAAGUGAAAAUGUAACGAUAUUCAGAGGAAGUCAUGCUUAUUAAAAACUAAUAUUUAUAUUCUAUAUUUUAUUAGGGCACUUAUGCAAAUAGGUUUACUGGUUGAAAUGAUUAUUAUGAAGACAUAUUUUAUGAGCUGUAAAACAGAUUCCAUUAUUCCUUGAUAAGUUCAUUCAACAUUCAUACAACUCCUUGGCUUCAUUGUUAAUGGUUGUCGAGGUUUUAUUUUGUUGAAUGAGCUUUUCUACCAGCAGACGUCCCAAACCUAAUAAUUAAAUAAAUAAAAAUGUGUAUAUGUGUGUGUGUGUGUGUGUGUGUAUGUAUACACAC